AUGAGUGCGGACUCUCUCUACCAAGUCCACCCAUGGUGGCAAUCCCACAUCCAGGAUCCUUCCGUGCGCAUCAACAACGACACAAACACCACCGACACUUUCCAACGCGAGAGCGUCGGCACCGUCGGCAACAACAUCGACAUGGCCAUCUGCUGCGUCUCCUUUGUCGGCGCUCUUGCCAUCAUCCUGCCCUACAUCUUCAACAAGAAGAGCCGCAAACUCCGCCACGUCCUCAUCCUCGGCCUCGCCACCAGCGACCUCGUCACGUCCAUCGCCAUCAUCAUCACCACCGCCUGCCUCAUCGCAAAAAUCAACCUGGUGCGCGAAGACGGCGCCUGCACCUUUCUAGGAUAUAUCCUAAUCAGCUCCAUCUUCUCGCAGCACCUCUGGAACUUGUCCAUCGCCAUCGUCACCUACAUGAUCUUGGUUCAUCCCUUGUCCUCCUUCACCUUGACCGUCGAGAGGCGCGUACAGUGGCUCUGGCCCUCCUUCUGGGUCAUCUCCUUUGUCAUCGAUGCCAUCCCCUUUGGUUUCGGCGGCUUCGGUUUCCGAGGCGGCUACUGCGCUCUCACCACUGGUUUCUACUUUUCGAGUAUCUUCCAGUUUGUGCCGCGAGCCAUCGUGUUCAUCGUCAUUCUCUGCCUCUACACCCACCUCUUCUUCUUCCUUCGAAGGACCAACCUCUUCAAGAAGGCACACACAUCCAACUCGCUUAGCCAAGGACAGAGCCGUCACAGGUCCCAGGCUGCCGUUCAAUCCAAGCCUGGCGACACGCUCCGACGCAUGUCGCAACAUGAUCACAACUUGACCACAUCCAUGGGUUUCAACGACACGCUCGGUGCGUCUGCUGACGAUGCGAGUCCCACGGUCAAGACUCACUCUCCCUCGGGCGCCUCGUCGGCUGCUGCUCAUAGCAGAAAGACUUCCUCGGGCAGUCGCGUCAUUACUCCCGUGCUCAACAAGGACGACCCCAACGCGGCCACCCGCCGACGUUCGUCUUCGCUCGGCGAGAAGGAGAGCAGCGUCGAGAUGGCUAACCUCGAGUCGGGAGCGACGCGUGGCAAGGGCUCGGGUGAUGAUGGCGUGGAUCCUGGGCUGUCGGGUCUGUUGACGUACAGCAUGAAGCAGACCGACGCAUCGCCGCAGCCUGCGACGUACGGUCUGCUGGAUGCCAACUACUCGAUGGCGCCACGUCGUACGCUGCCGAGCGAUCUGGACAUUGAAAAAGCGAAUGCGUCGCGCACCUACGACAGUUCGAGCCUCAGUGCGCCCUCGCCGUCGGAUUCGUCGUACGCCGGCACGGGCGGUGCAGCCACCAUGUCGACGCGUGGCUCUGCAGCACCGCUCAACGCAUCCUUUGCACCGAGAUCUUCCCCGACUCUGGCGGCGAAGAGACCGUUCACAGCCGAAGCGGCUUCGAGCGUCGAUGUUGGUGCGACAGCCACGCCUAGGCUCGGUGGAGCGGCGCAGCGACGUGCAUCCGCCGGAGACUCGCGCUACCACUCUGCUCCCAGCGACACCUCGGACAGCUCAACGGGCGAUGUGGAGGAACCGUCGUCGCACAUGCGUCCGCGAAAGGACACGGGCGACUUUGAAAUGAUCUCUCCGCCCAUCGAGCACCUGCGACACAAGGCGGUGCCGGCGUCGGGCGCUCGCGCGUAUCCGCGCUUGGCGGACAUUCUCGCCAUGGGGGAGGACGAUAUGGCUCGAGCGCGUCGAGGCGGCGGCGGUGGGUUUGCGGGAGAGAGGAGGUCCAGCGCGGUGCAGAUUCUUCCCGGAGAAGUGAUGGUGGAAAUGCCGAGCAAGGAAGCCUUCGAGCAGCAGCUCGGGGAUGACUGGAACUGGGGGAUGAACGUCACCGCUGGCGAAUCGAAGCAUCCUCACCACUCGCGUCAUCGCACCGCCAACGCGGACGGUAUCACCACCGGCACCUCCUCCACCUCCUCAGCGGACGAAAAUGGCGUCGACGCAAUCGGAUCGACGCUCAACCGUCAAGCUUCCCUCCUCCUUCUACUCUACCCUGCGGCGUACUGUUUGCUGUUCAGCAUCAGUAUCGCGCGUCUCAGCGUCGACUUGGCCGACCCAGGGGCUAGUGUGCGACGAUCGCACGAUGCGCUGCACAGUCUCAGUCGCUGGCUCAUCUUUGCUCAGGGUGCGAUCGAUGCGCUGAUCUUCCAGUUUGUAGAGCGACAGUUCAGGCAGAGGAUGAAGCGGAGGAGGAGACGAGCGAUGGGCGAGAGGGUCGAGGAUAGUUUCGGGCUCAAGGUGGGGAAGAGGAUCGUGAGGAGCUUCCAGAGCAGGUCGAGGGGUGGAGGACGGGAGGAGGAGAAAGGGCAGAUUGUGACGAUCGGUGGUGGAAGAGCCUAA
Pseudozyma hubeiensis SY62 is the source of this 2367-nucleotide messenger RNA. RefSeq lists its product as hypothetical. Gene Ontology annotation, biological process: adenylate cyclase-activating G protein-coupled receptor signaling pathway. NCBI's taxonomy places the organism in Eukaryota, Fungi, Basidiomycota, Ustilaginomycetes, Ustilaginales, Ustilaginaceae. Gene Ontology annotation, cellular component: plasma membrane. The record is from RefSeq and is a predicted model, not a curated record. The coding region runs from base 1 to 2367 and encodes 788 amino acids. Gene Ontology annotation, molecular function: G protein-coupled receptor activity. The transcript has a single exon.